GCCAUGUCCAUACUGCCAUUCCAUGUGUCACCAAGAAUGGCAGCUAAAUAAUUAAUGAAUUGCCUAUGUUGACCUGAUCUGCCUGUCCCCAACAAAACGGAAGCCCCGCACUAGAUUGCGACGGUGUUGGAGACUUCGGAAAGCGUCGGUGCGUGCCAUGGACACCGACAAGUUGGGAGAAGCGGCGGCGGCGCAUCCGCCGGAGGCAGAGAAGCGCCGUGGAGUGGCCGCGCCGGGCGCCGCCACGGUGUUGGUCCUCGUCGCGCUGCCGCUGAUGCUCGUGUCCUACUUCUUUGGCGACCUCGCCGCCGACACCGUUGUCCGCCUCCAUCGCUUCAAAGAAUCGUCGUUGUCUUCGUCGUCACCGGCGGCGGCGGCAGACCGGCUCCUCGGCGGGCUUCUCUCGCCGGAGUUCGACGAGGCGUCGUGCCUCAGCCGGUACGAGGCCUCUUCGCGGUGGAAGCCGUCGCCGUUCCGGGUCUCCCCCUACCUGGUCGAGCGGCUGCGGCGGUACGAGGCCAACCACCGGCGGUGCGGCCCGGGCACCGCGCGCUACCGGGACGCCGUCGCGCGGCUCCGGUCCGGCGACGGCGACGGCGACGCCGAGUGCAGGUACGUUGUGUGGCUCCCCAUCCAGGGCCUCGGCAACCGGAUGCUCAGCCUCGUCUCCACCUUCCUCUACGCGCUCCUCACCGGCCGCGUCGUGCUCGUCCACGAGCCGCCGGAGAUGGAGGGCCUCUUCUGCGAGCCCUUCCCGGGGACCUCGUGGCUGCUUCCGCCGGACUUCCCCUACAAGGGCGGCUUCUCCGCCGCGUCGAACGAGAGCUACGUCAACAUGCUCAAGAACGGCGUCGUCCGCCACGACGGCGACGGCGGCGCGCUGCCGCCGUACGUGUACCUCCACCUGGAGCAGAUACAUCUCCGGCUGCAGAACCACACGUUCUGCGAGGAGGACCACCGGGUGCUCGACCGGUUCAACUGGAUGGUGCUCAGGUCCGACAGCUACUUCGCCGUGGCGCUGUUCCUCGUGCCGGCGUACCGCGCCGAGCUCGACCGGAUGUUCCCGGCGAAGGGGUCGGUGUUCCACCACCUCGGCAGGUACCUCUUCCAUCCGGGCAACCGCGCGUGGGGCAUCGUCGAGAGGUUCUACGACGGGUAUCUCGCCGGCGCCGACGAGCGCCUCGGCAUCCAGGUGCGCAUCGUGCCGCAGAUGGCCGUCCCGUUCGACGUCAUGUACGAGCAGAUCCUCCGGUGCACGCGGGAGCACGGCCUCCUUCCCCAGGUGACGAGCACCAGCGAAUCGGCCGGUGGCCGGCCGCCGCCACCGCCGACGGCGACGGCGACGAAGGUGAAGGCCGUGCUGGUGGUGUCGCUGAAGCGGGAGUACUACGACAAGCUGCACGGCGCGUACUACACGAACGCGACGGCGAGCGGCGAGGUGGUGGCGGUGUACCAGCCGAGCCACGACGGGGACCAGCACACGGAGGCGCGGGCGCACAACGAGCGCGCCCUGGCGGAGAUCUACCUGCUCAGCUUCUCCGACGCGGUGGUGACCACGGCGUGGUCGACGUUCGGGUACGUGGCGCACGCGCUCGCCGGCGUGCGGCCGUGGCAGCUGGCGCCGCUGGACUGGGGCAAGAUGAGGGCCGACGUGGCGUGCGCGCGGCCGGCGUCGGUGGAGCCGUGCCUGCACUCGCCGCCGCCGCUCGUCUGCCGGGCGCGGCGGGAUCGCGACCCGGCGGCGCAUCUGCCGUUCUUGCGACAUUGCGAGGAUGUGCCUGCCGGUCUCAAGCUGUUCGAUUGAGUUGGCUUGAGCUAUAACAUCUUUGCUUCAUAUAUAUAUUUUUUUUUGGAAAUACAAAGAGAAACUUUUGGGUGGGAUGCCAACAAUAGUAAAACCAUUUAUGCCUCCUUUGGAAUGGAUGAAUUUUAAAGGAAUUUUGAAGGAAUUGAAUUAGAUUCUAUGAAAUUCAUUCGUUCCAAAGGAGCCCCUUAUGCUGAAAUGGAGCUGAGGAGCUGAUAA
Oryza sativa Japonica Group (Japanese rice) is the source of this 2023-nucleotide messenger RNA. RefSeq names its product galactoside 2-alpha-L-fucosyltransferase. Gene Ontology annotation, molecular function: galactoside 2-alpha-L-fucosyltransferase activity. Lineage: Eukaryota; Viridiplantae; Streptophyta; Magnoliopsida; Poales; Poaceae. Gene Ontology annotation, biological process: xyloglucan biosynthetic process; cell wall biogenesis. The record is from RefSeq and is a predicted model, not a curated record. Gene Ontology annotation, cellular component: membrane; Golgi apparatus.